Rhodotorula graminis WP1 is the source of this 1871-nucleotide messenger RNA. RefSeq lists its product as uncharacterized. Lineage: Eukaryota; Fungi; Basidiomycota; Microbotryomycetes; Sporidiobolales; Sporidiobolaceae. The transcript is spliced from 7 exons. The record is from RefSeq and is a predicted model, not a curated record. Bases 43 to 1779 code for a protein of 578 amino acids.
CGACCCCUCGCGGCUCGACAGCAGCAGCUCACGGCUCUCAAGAUGCCGCCCGACCAGUCGAACAGCAGCAGCAAGCCAGCACACUCGCCCUACCAUGCCUUUCCCACCCCGUUCGACCAGAUCAGCGGCGACUCGUACGACUCGCCCGGCUUCUUCGACAGCCCGCACACCCUGCAAGAAGUCGACAUGUGCGCCCUGUCGUACGCGCUCCGAGCCAAGGCGGGCUGGGCGCUGAAGGUCGGCGACCCGGUCAUCCGCGCGAGGUGGCGCGCUGAGGCGCUCGAGGCGGUCAGCGGCGAGACGAGCAUGGUGGGACGAGGCGAGGACGCCGAGGGAGGGGCCGGGCACGAGGUGGUCGAGGUCGAGCGGCCGAGGUUGACCGAGAAGAUGGUCGACUACGUCCUCGACGAGCUCGCCCUGCACGCCAAGGAGCUCGACGACCCGCACGGCAUUCGAGCAUCCUGCUUCGACCGCAUCUACGAGUCCGACUCGCUCGUGCCCGACUCGCUCCUGUCCCAGCUCAAGGAGCACGUCGCCGACCUCGAGGCCAACCCACCGUACGGCUCGCCCGACUUUCACCCGGGCUCGAACGACCAGGUCCUCGACCUCGUCCACCCGUCGCUGUUCCCGCUACGGUACGGCGUCACGCCCGUUCGCGACGUCGACGAGGACGGCCUCGUCAUGGCCAACGCCGGGACCGCUCCAGAGCCGAGGAAUGCGGUGCACUCGACGAGCAAGAAGUUCCAGUGGCUCCCGAGCGACUUCGAUAUCGACGAGUCGGGCAAGACGACAAUCUCCUCGUACAUCAACGGCCUGCACCCGGUGGACCACGCGCCGCUGUACCUCGUCCUCGCCCGCCUGUUCGAACACUUCCUCCCGAUGUUUGAGCGCGUCGUGUCCGACCUGCAAGCGCCCCCGCCGCGCCGCAUCAACGUCGACUACAACGUCGUCGGCUCGUGGUACGGCGAGCUGCCCGACUACAUGGACGACGAGCAGUGGCACGAGUGGGAGGAGAGCAAGGUCCUGUCGCUCCCCGAGCCGGCGCCGUUCGACCUCGCCGUCAAGUCGGCCGAGCUCAAGCGUCGCACAGAGGCCCCGGUCUUCCCGCUCAAGGGCCGCAAGCUCCAGGUCAUCGUCAAACUCGCCAACAUCCAGCUCUCGCCCGACAAUCCCGACUAUCCUGGCGGCGUCUGGCACGUCGAGGGCAUGCAGAACGAGGAAAUCGUCGCGUCGGUCAUCUACUACUACGAUCAGCUCAAUAUUGGCGAGUCGAGGCUCGCCUUUCGCGGCACCUUUGCCGACGAGGAGCUCCCGUACGAGCAGAACGACGUGCGAGGCGUCAAGACCGUGUUCGGCAUCGACCCGGAAGGCCCGUGUCUGCAGUACUACAACUCGGCCAACACGUGCGGCGGUCGCGCCUUGGCCUUCCCCAACAUCUACCAGCACAAGGUCUCGCCCUUUUCGCUCGCCGACCCGACCCAGCCCGGGCACCGCAAGAUCCUCGUCUUCUUCCUCGUCGACCCGCUCAAGCCGAUCGUCAGCACGAGCCGGGUCCCGCCGCAGCAGCGUGCGUGGGUCGAGCGCGAGCUGCCGCGCAACGAGCGCACGGACAAGGUGCCCGUCGAGCUGUGGGACCAGGUCCUGAGCGACGUCGAGGGCCUCAUGACGUACGACGAGGCCAAGGCGGUGCGCGACGAGCUCAUGAAGGAGAGAAAGUUCCUCGUCGAGGAGAACUCUCAAAAGGUCUUUGAGCGAGCGUUCUCUCUUUGCGAGCACUGAGGACGUGCCCCUUGCCUCUCUGUCUCUCCUUGUUCGUAGUCGAGCUGUCGCUGGUCGAUGGCUCGUUUGCAAUACAUUUCUUAUACAGCGCG